UGACCACAAAAUAAAAGGAAGUCAUCACAUUGCGGCUCACGCAGGUUGUGCUCUACCCGCCUCAAUUUUCUCCUGUGAUAUCUAAUUUUUUUACUGUUUUAUUUCUAACCAGACACAAGUAAACGCAUCGAGCAGACCGCAGGAGUAGCCUUAAUGCACCAUGAGUUUAUUCGGAACAACCUCUAGUUUUGGAACAGGGGGGACCGGUGUCUUUGGAACCACGACAACAGACAGCCAUAACCCUAUGAAGGAUGUUGAAGUGACUUCACCCCCAGAUGACAGCAUCAGCUGUCUGGCUUUCAGCCCCCCUACCAUGCCAGGAAACUUUCUUAUCGCAGGAUCCUGGGCCAACGAUGUGCGGUGCUGGGAGGUGCAGGACAAUGGGCAGACUGUCCCUAAAGCCCAGCAGAUGCACACGGGGCCCGUGCUGGAUGCUUGCUGGAGUGAUGACGGGAGUAAAGUCUUCACUGCAUCAUGUGACAAAACAGCCAAGAUGUGGGAUCUUAACAGCAAUCAAGCAAUGCAGAUCGCCCAGCAUGACGGCCCAAUUAAAGCAAUCCACUGGAUAAAAGCACCCAAUUACAGCUGUAUCAUGACAGGCAGUUGGGAUAAAACAUUAAAGUUCUGGGACACUCGGUCCCCCACUCCUAUGAUGUCCCUGCAGAUGCCUGAAAGAUGCUACUGUGCAGAUGUUGUGUACCCCAUGGCGGUGGUGGCCACGGCAGAGAGAGGUCUUAUUGUGUACCAGCUGGAGAACCAGCCCUCCGAGUUCCGCAGAAUAGACUCGCCUCUCAAACAUCAGCACCGCUGUGUUGCCAUAUUUAAGGACAAGCAGAACAAGCCCACCGGGUUUGCACUGGGAAGCAUUGAAGGCAGAGUAGCAAUCCACUAUAUUAAUCCUCAAAACCCAGCCAAAGAUAACUUUACCUUCAAGUGCCACAGGUCCAACGGGACCAACACAACCACUCCACAGGAUAUCUAUGCUGUGAACGCCAUUGCCUUCCAUCCUGUCCACGGCACUCUGGCCACUGUGGGCUCAGAUGGACGCUUCAGCUUCUGGGACAAAGACGCCCGGACCAAGCUGAAGACCUCCGAGCAGCUUGACCAGCCCAUCACGGCGUGCUGCUUCAACAACAACGGCAACAUCUUUGCGUACGCUUCCAGCUACGACUGGUCAAAGGGCCACGAGUACUACAACCCCCAGAAGAAAAACUACAUCUUUCUGAGGAACGCCGCUGAGGAGCUGAAGCCUCGGAACAAGAAAUGAUUCCCCGUGCCAUGUCGCGUCUCUUGUGGGGAAAUGUGGACGACCUGCUGCUUUAGUGUGUGUGUAUGCGCUCGAGACAGACUCCUACCUUUCCGGCAAACCCCCCCUGGACCAACGGUGUGCCGCUGUGUACUGUACAUGGACCAAUCAAAUGGGCCUUUCCAGCCUGGCGUUGAUGACUGCUGCAUGACAAGUUAGCCUCGGAGGCCACCAUAGAAAAGGAGAAAUUAAUUUGACAUGCAUCUUUCUGUUUCCUUAUUUUUUUUACAACUUUUCAAAGCCUUUUUUUGGUGUUUCUGUGAUUUCCUGUUACUUAAUAACAAGCUUCAUCAAAGAACUAGGUAGGAAACAGGUCUGAGCACUUCACCUUCUUCUUUCACCCAAAGGAGGAAAUGGAUUGUUUGCUGUAAAGUUGUCUGUUUGGGGGUUACAGAACUGUAUUCUGCAUGCAACAAAUUUCUCCAUGUAGCUCUCCUGACAUUUAAAACAUAAAUUUAGUCUUGGAACAUC
This is a messenger RNA of Oryzias latipes (Japanese medaka), 1777 nucleotides long. It is a transcript of the gene rae1, whose product is annotated as ribonucleic acid export 1. The record is from RefSeq and is a predicted model, not a curated record. NCBI's taxonomy places the organism in Eukaryota, Metazoa, Chordata, Actinopteri, Beloniformes, Adrianichthyidae. Gene Ontology annotation, molecular function: protein binding.